Messenger RNA from Cladocopium goreaui, 1677 nucleotides. Lineage: Eukaryota; Dinophyceae; Suessiales; Symbiodiniaceae. The record is from the annotation of a GenBank genome assembly.
AUGGCGCCAAAAGAACUACAAGGAAACGAGAAUAACGAGAAUGAUCGAAAAACAGGAUAUGCCAACCAGAGAUUUGAGUGUUCCACUGCGGCCUUUUCGCCUCAAGAACUUGUAAUGAGACAUUUCAGAGUCCGAGUGGUUUCUUCUAGGAAGUCCGAGACUGCGCUGGUAGGCAUCCAUGGCCGAGCAGAGCUGUCUGCCAGCGAUGAAAAUAUUUCAGACUGCAACUCUGCACCACCAGUGAUCGUCAAAGAACGUCCCCAGCGUGUUGUGGCUGCAGGGGCCCCUCGCUCAUGCUCUCAUUCUUCCAGCGAUACGCAUUUUCGCGAGCGCUUGUUGGAGUCCAUGUCUGCCCCCGAUGCAGUGGCUCAUUUUCCAGGUGAUGCUUCGAAUGAGGUUGUCGGUGCUUGGAAGUGCAAUCCAUUUGCUUUGUCCCGGGCCAUCCGGAAAAAAUGGAGGCAAAAGACCAUUUGGAAUAUGCUGUCGCGAAUAGACGAGAUCCCGGAACAGGUUGAAGGGAUGCUCACACAGACAGCCAGUGACCUCAGCAUGCAGGUAGAUGGCAGCGUUGUCCAGAUGCAAGAUCGUUUGCGUGAGGCAUCUCCCACUGGUGGAGAGCAGGUGGCAGAGACCCUUGAAAUGCUGCCCAGGCAUUUUGCAAAUUCCGUGGAGGCAAAUCUCAUGGAUGCAGCUGCCUUGCUGCGUCAGACUGUUUCCAGCGUGACCGCAGAGCUUGGCGCCAAAGAUUUCGAGGCAGAAGACAUCGUGCAAGAAAUUCAAGUAAUCCCUGGGAAGGUCCGGAAAGUUGCAGAUGAAGUUAUUUCCCGGGCUGUAAAUGCAUCAGUGGAAGAACUGCACCAACAGCUUGAUGAGGCUUUGGGUGUUCUUAGCGCUUCCUGUGCAGUGAGAGAGAAGGAGCUCUUACAACACCUAGAUCAGCUUCCAGUAGUUGCAGAAAAGCGUCUUACAGCUACAGGUGCGGUAGUAGAUUCGGCAGAGGAUAAGAUAGUGGACCUGAUGGCAGAUCUGAAAAGUGAGUUUGUUCCAAAUCACUGGCUAAUGGAGGCGCUCCUACGCGCCAAGGCAUCCAAGGGCCUGAGCCGCGAAGGCGAAGCAGUUGAAGUAGUGCUUUCACCUAGAGAGAUCCGUGCAGAGAAUGCAGAGAGAUCCGAAAGAUCCGAGAGAUCCCAAGAUGCAGAGAACGGAGAGGCCCUUGGAGAGGUCGCCGAUCAGAAGCUGGAGGAUUCGAAUGCGGAAGAGGAAGCUGACUCUCAAAACAGAGAAAGUUGUGAAUUCUGUCACCUACCCCACAAUCGUCGGCCCACACAUUUGGACAAGCGCAACCGCGAGCUUCUAAAGAGCUUCUCAAGUGAAGAGAAGCUUGCAACAAUUCUUCCAAUUUUGAGUGAAAAACUGCAGAAGUAUUGCAACAAUCCAGCUGCAUUCCAACUGCUUCUGCAACUGGAGACUCUUAGUGCAAACUCAGGUGUUGACCUUGAAGCCAUGAGUACGACAUCAAGUAAACAAACUGCCAAGGGCGAACGAACUCUGAAAAGUGCCCUUCGUGCCGUUACGCUUCGGUCCCUCCUGACAUUGCUGUUGCGCACCCUUCCCAAGGAUGACCACGUGCGCCAUGUUGUCGAGGCCAUGAUUUGUAGUCUUCGACAGCCUGAGUGA